This is a messenger RNA of Eptesicus fuscus (big brown bat), 9073 nucleotides long. It is a transcript of the gene NCOR2, whose product is annotated as nuclear receptor corepressor 2. The transcript has 49 exons. NCBI's taxonomy places the organism in Eukaryota, Metazoa, Chordata, Mammalia, Chiroptera, Vespertilionidae. The record is from RefSeq and is a predicted model, not a curated record. Gene Ontology annotation, biological process: negative regulation of transcription by RNA polymerase II. The coding region runs from base 553 to 8145 and encodes 2530 amino acids. Gene Ontology annotation, molecular function: transcription corepressor activity.
GGCGACGCGGGCCCUUUAAGGAGCCGGAGGGGGCCGGGCCGGGCACGUCGGUGCGGGCGGGGAGCCGGGAGCGGAGAGGCCGAGCCACCGCUUCCCGGGCUCCCGCCCCGCCCCCUGCUCCCCCUCCCGCCGUCGCCGCCGGGGAGCGGAGCCGCGGGCAGGCCGGGCCGCAUCGGAGCCCCGCGUCCGCCCGUGCCCCGCCCCAGCCGUGCGCCCGCGCCCUGCGCCCCGCGAUGCGCGCCAAGUUGCGGGCCGGGGACCCGGGGCUGGCGCCCUAGGAGGCGGCGGCGGGAGGCUCGCCCCGCGGCUCGAGGCCGGGCCUGCUGCGCGCCCCUGGUCCUGGCUGCACCGCCACUUGCCUGAGCGCCCGGGCGGCCCGAGCGCGCCCUGAGCCCCGGCGCCGCCGCCGCCGCCACCCCGGCGAGGUUCCCUGGCGUCUCUGAGGACACAGCGUUGCUGGCGGCCGAGUGUGUGGCGCCUGUGACGGGGCCGCCCGCCCGCAGAUGAGGAGGACUGGCCGCUGAGAGGGAGCUCGUCUGGACGGCCGGCGCCAUGUCGGGGUCCACGCAGCCCGUGGCACAGACGUGGAGGGCCACCGAGCCCCGCUACCCGCCCCACGGCAUCUCCUACCCCGUGCAGAUCGCCCGCUCCCACACGGACGUGGGGCUGCUCGAGUACCAGCACCACCCCCGGGACUACGCCGCGCACCUGUCGCCCGGCUCCAUCAUCCAGCCCCAGCGGCGGCGGCCGUCCCUGCUGUCCGAGUUCCAGCCCGGGAACGAGAGGUCCCAGGAGCUGCACCUGCGCCCCGAGCCGCACUCCUACCUGCCCGAGCUGGGCAAGCCGGAGAUGGAGUUCACCGACAGCAAGCGCCCCCGCCUGGAGCUGCUGCCCGACGCCCUGCUGCGGCCCGCGCCCCUGCUGCCCGCCAGCCAGCCCGGCGGCGCCGAGGACCUGGCCAAGGAACGCAGCCUGGCGGGCAAGCUGGAGCCGGUGUCCCCGCCCAGCCCCCCGCACGCCGACCCCGCGCUGGAGCUGGUGCCGCCGCGGCUGUCCAAGGAGGAGCUGAUCCAGAGCAUGGACCGCGUGGACCGCGAGAUCACCAUGGUGGAGCAGCAGAUCUCCAAGCUGAAGAAGAAGCAGCAACAGCUGGAGGAGGAGGCCGCCAAGCCGCCGGAGCCCGAGAAGCCCGUGUCGCCGCCGCCCAUCGAGUCGAAGCACCGCAGCCUCGUGCAGAUCAUCUACGACGAGAACCGGAAGAAGGCCGAAGCUGCACACCGGAUCCUGGAAGGCCUGGGGCCCCAGGUGGAGCUGCCGCUGUACAACCAGCCGUCCGACACCCGGCAGUACCAUGAGAACAUCAAGAUAAACCAGGCGAUGCGGAAAAAGCUGAUCUUGUACUUCAAGAGGAGGAACCACGCCCGGAAGCAAUGGGAGCAGAAGUUCUGCCAGCGCUAUGACCAGCUCAUGGAGGCCUGGGAGAAGAAGGUGGAGCGCAUCGAGAACAACCCGCGGCGGCGGGCCAAGGAGAGCAAGGUGCGCGAGUACUACGAGAAGCAGUUCCCCGAGAUCCGCAAGCAGCGCGAGCUGCAGGAGCGCAUGCAGAGCAGGGUGGGCCAGCGGGGCAGCGGGCUCUCCAUGUCGGCCGCCCGGAGCGAGCACGAGGUGUCCGAGAUCAUCGACGGCCUCUCGGAGCAGGAGAACCUGGAGAAGCAGAUGCGGCAGCUGGCCGUGAUCCCGCCCAUGCUGUACGACGCCGACCAGCAGCGCAUCAAGUUCAUCAACAUGAACGGGCUCAUGGACGACCCCAUGAAGGUGUACAAGGACCGGCAGGUCACCAACAUGUGGAGCGAGCAGGAGAAGGAGACCUUCCGCGAGAAGUUCAUGCAGCACCCCAAGAACUUCGGCCUGAUCGCUUCGUUCCUGGAGAGGAAGACCGUGGCGGAGUGCGUCCUGUAUUACUACCUGACCAAGAAGAAUGAGAACUACAAGAGCCUGGUGAGGCGGAGCUACCGUCGCCGCGGGAAGAGCCAGCAGCAGCAGCAGCAGCAGCAGAUGCCGCGGGGCAGCCAGGAGGAGAAGGAGGAGAAGGAGAAGGAGGCCGAGAAGGAGGAGGAGCGGCCGGACGUGGACAACGACAAGGAGGAGCUGACCAAGGAGAAGACGGACGACACGUCCGGGGAGGACAACGAUGAGAAAGAGGCCGUGGCCUCCAAGGGCCGCAAAACCGCCAACAGCCAGGGGCGGCGCAAGGGCCGCAUCACCCGCUCGAUGGCCAACGAGGCCAACAGCGAGGAGGCCGUCACCCCGCAGCAGAGCGCCGAGCUGGCCUCCAUGGAGAUGAACGAGAGCUCCCGCUGGACCGAGGAGGAGAUGGAGACCGCCAAGAAAGGCCUCCUGGAGCACGGCCGGAACUGGUCGGCCAUCGCCCGCAUGGUGGGCUCCAAGACGGUGAGCCAGUGUAAGAACUUCUACUUCAACUACAAGAAGCGGCACAACCUGGACGAGAUCCUGCAGCAGCACAAGCUGAAGAUGGAGAAGGAGAGGAACGCCCGCCGGAAGAAGAAGAAGGCCCCGGCCGCGGCCAGCGAGGAGGCCGCCUUCCCGCCCGUGGUGGAGGACGAGGAGAUGGAGGCGUCGGGCGCCAGCGGGAACGAGGAGGAAAUGGCGGAGGAGGCCGAAGCCUCCCACGCCUCUGGGAGCGAGGUGCCCAGAGGGGAAUGCGGCGGCCCAGCCGCCGUCAACAACAGCUCGGACACGGAGAGCAUCCCCUCGCCCCACGCCGAGGCCGCCAAGGACACGGGGCCGAAUGGGCCCAAGCCCCCGCCCGCCCCGGGCACGGACGCGCCGCCCGCCGAGCCACCCACCCCGCCGCCCGAGGACGCCCCGGCCCCCGCCGAGCCUGCCCCGGCCCCCGAAGCCACCGGCCCGCCUACACCCCCACCGGCACCCCCAGGGCCCGCAGCGCCCCCUCCUGUGGUCCCCAAGGAGGAGAAGGAGGAGGCCCCGGCCGCAGAGGAGGGGGUGGAGCAGAAGCCGGCCGUGGCCCCGGAGCUGGCCCUGGCCGUGGCCGUGGGCAAGAAGGAGCCGCCGGACGAGGGGCCGCCUGCCCAGCCCAUCAAGACUGAGUGCAAGGAGGAGGCCGUGGAGGAGGCGCCCGACAGGGCCAAGGGGAGCGCGGAGGCCGGCGCCGAGCCUGCGCCCGAGGGGACGGUCAAGGUGGAGAAGAAGGAGGGCGGUGGAGGCUCUGGGGGCAAAGCCCCUUCCACCAAGGGCUCAGGCGCCCCCCAGGACAGUGACUCCAGUGCCACCUGCAGCGCCGACGAGGUGGACGAGCCGGAGGGGGGCGACAAGAACAGGCUGCUGUCGCCGCGCCCCAGCCUCCUCACCUCGACCGGCGACGCCAGGGCGCACGCCUCGCCCCAGAAGCCGCUGGACCUGAAGCAGCUGAAGCAGCGCGCGGCCGCCAUCCCCCCCAUUCAGGUCACCAAAGCCCACGAGCCCGCCCGGGAGGACCCGGCGCCCGCGAAGCCGGCUCCCCCCGCCCAGCCGCCGCCGCAGCACCUGCAGCCGGAGAGCGGCGCCCCCCAGCAGCCCGGCGGCAGCCCUCGGGGCAAGAGCAGGAGCCCCAUCCCGCCGGCCGAGAAGGAGGAGAAACCCGUGUUCUUCCCGGCCUUCGCGGCCGAGGGCCAGAAGCUGCCCGCCGAGCCCCCGUGCUGGACGCCCAGCCUGGCCUUCCCCGUGCCCCCUCGCGAGGUGAUCAAGGCCUCCCCGCACGCCCCGGACCCCUCGGCCUUCUCCUACGCCCCGCCCGGUCACCCGCUGUCCCUGGGCCUGCAUGACAGCGCCCGGCCCGUCCUGCCGCGCCCGCCCACCAUCUCCAACCCUCCGCCCCUCAUCUCCUCCACCAAGCACCCCGGCGUCCUGGACAGGCAGGGACUGUCGGUGCAGCUGCACAUCCCGUACUCGGAGCACGCCAAGGUCCCCGUGGGCCCCCUCGCCAUGGGGCUGGCCCCCACCAUGGACCCCAAGAAGCUGGCGCCCUUCAGCGGCGUGAAGCAGGAGCAGCUGUCCCCCCGGGGCCAGGCUGGGCCCCCGGAGAGCCUGGGGGUGCCCACGGCCCAGGAGACGUCCGUGCUGAGAGGGACCACCCUGGGCUCGGUUCCGGGAGGGAGCAUCAGCAAGGGCGUGCCCAGCGCCCGGGUGCCCGCCGAGAGCCCCAUCAGCUAUCGCGGCUCCAUCACCCACGGCACGCCGGCCGACGUCCUGUACAAGGGCACCAUCACCCGGAUCAUCGGCGAGGACAGCCCGAGCCGCCUGGACCGCGGGCGGGAGGACGGCCUGCCCAAGGGCCACGUCAUCUACGAGGGCAAGAAGGGCCACGUGCUGUCCUACGAGGGUGGCAUGUCCGUGUCCAAGGAGGACGGCAGGAGCAGCUCGGGAUCCGCCCACGAGACGGCCGCGCCGAAGCGCACCUACGACAUGAUGGAGGGCCGCGUGGGCAGGGCCCUCACCUCGGCCAGCAUCGAAGGUCUCAUGGGCCGCGCCAUCCCCCCCGAGCGGCACAGCCCCCACCACCUGAAAGAACAGCACCACAUCCGCGGCUCCAUCACGCAAGGGAUCCCGCGGUCCUACGUGGAGGCCCAGGAGGACUACCUGCGCCGCGAGGCCAAGCUGCUGAAGCUGGAGGGCACGCCGCCGCCGCCCCGCGACCUGGCCCGCCCCCUGGAGGCGCUGGGCUCCCUGAAGCUGAAGCCGGGCCACGAGGGCAUGGUGGCCACGGUGAAGGAGGCCGGGCGCUCCGUCCACGAGAUCCCCCGCGAGGAGCUGCGGCGCACGCCCGAGCUGCCCCUGGCCCCGCGGCCGCUCAAGGAGGGAUCCAUCACGCAGGGCACCCCGCUCAAGUACGACGCGGGCGCGGCCUCCUCGGGCGCCAAGAAGCACGACGUGCGCUCCAUCAUCGGCAGCCCCGGCCGCACCUUCCCGGCCGUGCACCCGCUGGACGUGAUGGCCGACGCGCGGGCGCUGGAGCGCGCCUGCUACGAGGAGAGCCUCAAGGGCCGGCCGGGCGCGGGCAGCGGCGCGGGGGGCUCCAUCACGCGGGGCGCCCCGGUCAUCGUGCCCGAGCUGGGCAAGCCCCGCCAGAGCCCCCUCGCCUACGAGGACCACGCGGCCCCCUUCGCCGGACCCCUCCCCCGCGGCUCGCCCGGGACCACGCGGGAGCCCACGCCGCGCCUGCAGGAGGGUAGCCACCCGUCCGGCAAGGCGUCCCAGGACCGGAAGCCGACGUCCACGCCCCGCGAGAUCGCCAAGUCCCCGCACAGCGCCGUGCCCGAGCACCACCCCCACCCCCUGUCGCCCUAUGAACACCUCCUCCGGGGCGUGAGCGGGGUGGACCUGUACCGCGGCCACAUCCCGCUGGCCUUCGACCCCGCCUCCAUCCCCCGCGGGAUCCCCCUGGACGCAGCAGCCGCUGCCUAUUACCUGCCCCGGCACCUGGCGCCGAACCCCACGUACCCGCACCUGUACCCGCCCUACCUCAUCCGCGGCUACCCCGAGACGGCGGCGCUAGAGAACCGGCAGACCAUCAUCAACGACUACAUCACCUCCCAGCAGAUGCACCACAACGCGGCCACCGCCAUGGCCCAGCGCGCCGACAUGCUGCGCGGCCUGGCCCCCCGCGAGUCCUCGCUGGCGCUCAACUACGCCGCCGGCCCGCGAGGCAUCAUCGACCUGUCCCAGGUGCCGCACCUGCCCGUGCUGGUGCCCCCGACGCCGGGCACGGCCGCCCCCGCCAUGGACCGGCUGGCCUACAUCCCCGCCGCGGCCCAGCACUUCAGCAGCCGGCUCAGCAGCUCCCCGCUGUCCCCAGGAGGCCCCGCCCACCUGACAAAAUCCACCGCCACGUCCUCGGCGGAGCGGGAGCGGGACCGGGAGCGGGAGCGGGAGCGGGAGAAGCCCGUCCUCACGGCCAGCGCGACGGUGGAGCACGCGCCCAUCUGGAGGCCCGGUACCGAGCAGAGCGGCGGCGGCAGCGGGGGUGGGGGCAGCAGCAGCAGCCGCCCCGCCUCCCACCCCCACCAGCACUCGCCCAUCUCGCCCCGGACCCAGGACGCGGUCCAGCAGAGGCCCAGCGUGCUGCACAACACGAGCAUGAAGGGCGUGGCCGCCUCCGUGGAGCACAGCACGCCCACGGUCCUGAGGUGGGCCAGGUCCACCUCCACCUCCUCGCCCGUCCGCCCAGCCGCCACAUUCCCGCCCGCCGCCCACUGCCCGCUGGGCAGCGCCCUGGACGGGGUCUACCCCGCCCUCCUGGACCCCGUCCUGCUGCCCAAGGAAGCCCCGAGGGUCAGCCGGCCCGAGAGGCCCCGCGGGGACGCGGGCCACGCCUUCCUCGCCAAGCCCCAGGCCCGCGCCGGGCUGGAGCCCGCCUCCUCGCCGGGCAAGGGCGCGGAGCCCCGGGCCUUGGCCCCCGCCAUCGCCCGCACCCCGGCGAAGACCCUCGCCGCCCACCGCGCCAGCCCGGACCCGCCGGCCGCGGACCCGCACCGGGAAAAGACUCACAGUAAACCCUUUUCCGUCCAGGAACUGGAGCUCCGGACUCUGGGUAAGACUGCCCUGACAGCGGCCACCUUCAUAGACGCGAUAAUCGUGCGUCAAAUUGCCCACGAUAAGGGCCCGCGAGAAGGAGGUUCGCUGGCCAACGACUCCCCUCGCCACGGUUACCAUGGCGGCAGCUACAGCCCGGACGGGGUGGAGCCCAUCAGCCCCGUGAGCUCCCCGAGCCUGACCCACGACAAGGGGCUCCCCAAGCACCUCGAGGAGCUGGACAAGAGCCACCUGGAGGGGGACCUGCGGCACAAGCAGCCAGGCUCCGGGAAGCUGGGCGGCGAGGCCACGCACCUCCCACACCUGCGGCCGCUGCCCGAGAGCCAGCCCGCCACCAGCCCGCUGCUCCAGACCGCGCCGGGGGUCAAAGGUCACCAGCGGGUGGUCACCCUGGCCCAGCACAUCAGUGAGGUCAUCACGCAAGACUACACGCGGCACCACCCGCAGCAGCUCGGCACGCCCCUCCCCGCGCCCCUCUACUCCUUCCCCGGGGCCACCUGCCCCGUCCUGGACCUCCGCCGCCCGCCCAGCGACCUCUACCUCCCGCCCCCGGACCACGGCGCCCCCGCCCGCGGCUCCCCGCACAGCGAAGGGGGCAAGAGGUCGCCGGAGCCGAGCAAGACGGCGGCCCUGGGCAGCGGUGAGGACGGCAUCGAGCCCGUGUCCCCGCCGGAGGGCCUGGCGGAGCCCGGGCAUCCACGGAGCGCCAUGUACCCCCCGCUGUACCGCGAUGGGGAGCCCGCCGAGUCCAGCAGGAUGGGCUCGAAGUCUCCGGGGAACACGGGGCAGCCCCCCGCCUUCUUCAGCAAGCUGACGGAGAGCACCUCCGCCAUGGUCAAGUCCAAGAAGCAGGAGAUCAACAAGAAGCUCGGCACCCACAACCGGAACGAGCCCGAGUACAAUAUCGGCCAGCCCGGGACGGAGAUCUUCAACAUGCCCGCCAUCACCGGCGCAGGCCUCAUGACCUGCCGAAGCCAGGCGCUGCCCGAGCAGGCCAGCACCAACCUGGGGCUGGAGGCCAUUAUUAGAAAGGCGCUCAUGGGUAAAUAUGACCAGUGGGAGGAGGCCCCGCUCGGCGCCAAUGCUUUUAACGCUCUGAAUGCCAGUGCCGGCCUGCCCGCUGCUAUGCCCGUAACCGCUGCCGACGGACGGAGCGAACACGCACUCACCUCGCCAGGCGGCGGCGGGAAGGCCAAGGUCUCGGGCAGACCCAGCAGCCGGAAAGCCAAGUCCCCAGCCCCGGGCCUGGCCCCCGGGGACCGGCCGCCCUCCGUCUCCUCCGUGCACUCGGAGGGGGACUGCAGCCGCCGGACGCCGCUGACCAGCCGCGUGUGGGAGGACCGGCCCUCGUCCGCAGGCUCCACUCCGUUCCCCUACAACCCGCUGAUCAUGCGGCUGCAGGCGGGCGUCAUGGCCUCCCCGCCCCCGCCCGGCCUCCCCGCGGGCGGGCCCCUGGCCGGCCCCCAUCACGCCUGGGACGAGGAGCCCAAGCCGCUGCUGUGCUCGCAGUACGAGACGCUCUCCGACAGCGAGUGACCGUCCGCAGGGGCCGGGGACGGCGCCGGGCCCCGCCCGCGAGCAUCCCGAGCGGCCAGGUGAGGGGCGGGCGGCGGCCGCCUCCCCGACCAGGAAGGAGCCCCCGCGUCCGUUCGUCCGUCCAUCGUCCGUCCAUCCCGAGCCGGCGUCCUUGCCCGUCUAAAGCCUUAACUGGGACUCCCGCCCGGCCGGCCCCGUGCAGUGACUUUCUCAGGGGAUGUUUACCUGGUGCUCGGGAGGGGGGGAGGGGCCGGGCGGAGGACCGGGCGGCGGCCGCACACAGAAGCCGGGACGGCCAGGGACCCAAAGCCGGAUGACCACGCACCUCCCACGCCACUGCCUCCCCCCCCCUUAACGCAUUUGGAACCAAAGUGUAAACUGAGCUAGCAGCCCCCGCGCCCUCCCUCCGCCCGCACCCCGCUUCGCGCUCCGGACAGACGGACACGGGCCCUGUCCAGCCCGCCGCGUGCUCGUCCCGGCCCCCACGGGCUGCCCAGGCCCACGAGAACUGCUGGAAGCCGAGUCAGGCCGGCCGGGCGGCGGAAGGGCCGGGCGCGGCCUGGGGCGAGGACGGCUCGGACCCGGCGGUGGGGAGGCGGUUAGAGGUGUUGGUUUACAGGGUAUAUUUUUGAUACCUUCAAUGAAUUAACUCAGAGGUUUUACGCAAGGAAGGACUCACCCAGUAUUACUGCUGCUGCGCUUUCGAUCGCUUCCCGUUAAGAGAGGCGCGCAGGCCCCCGUCGGCGGCCCUGGCGUCGCGUCCACGGGCCGAGGGGCGGCCACCGGCUCAGCCCCCGCGCCCGCCCGCCCUCCCUCCCUUCCUUGGGCAGAAUGCGUCCGAUGGGGAUCCGCGGCCGCCCUCUGCGCACGGCGGUGGCGUUCUGUCAUUUACACACAUUCUUCUCAUUAAAAAGCGAAUUAUACUCCA